Molecule: messenger RNA, 6087 nt
Organism: Cyprinodon tularosa
Lineage: Eukaryota; Metazoa; Chordata; Actinopteri; Cyprinodontiformes; Cyprinodontidae
Product: TRIO and F-actin-binding protein-like
Exons: 17
Coding region: 16-5112 (1698 amino acids)
Biological process (GO): actin filament organization; positive regulation of substrate adhesion-dependent cell spreading
Cellular component (GO): actin cytoskeleton
Molecular function (GO): actin filament binding
Source: RefSeq, a predicted model, not a curated record
CUGUCCAGAGUUGCCAUGUCCCACUCCAGCGAUGAGCCCACAUGUCCCAAGUUCCAACCCAAUAUCUUUGACCCCUCCCGCUGCCACGAGUGCCUGCGCCAGAAACACCUUCAUACAAGUGUGGCAGAAAGAACCGAGCCACAGCAUCAGCAGAAACCUCUGCCUCAGGAUGGGGAUAAAACUGAGAAAAGCGCUGGAGUUGGAAGGGAGGUCGGGUCGAGUGGGAGAGCGCUGCUGACGCCCAUCUCAUCUCAGGCAGAGGAAGGAGACACCAGCAGCAGCUGCAAGGAGGACUCUGACAGCGUUUCAGUGGUAAGCAGCUACUGUGAUGUCAGCAGAGGUCAGGCGGGUAAUGUGGAGACCUCUCUGUGCAUCUUGAGCCCUGACUGCAAGCUCUAUAUCUGUGAGGACGACAACAGCACAGACAGCUGUCGUGAGCAGAGCGAAGAGUUCAGUUGUUCUGUAAGUACAGACGACGAAUACUUGCCGAUUCGACGUCAACCCACCAAACUCAGGAUGACCCGGCUGGACCCUCCACCUCACCGGCCCAACCCUCGGCAGGCCUGGAUGGAGGAAACCAGAGGUGGAGGCAGCUUUUCUAGAGGUUCAGAUGUAAAAGAAGAUAGAGAGAAGCGUGAAAGUGGCUACUACUCACUUGGGAGGGCAGCUGGUGCCCGUUUUAAUGAAAAAAGCCAACCUACUCCUUUUCGCCAUUUUGAAAGAGGUCAUCCAAUCUUUAGUCACAGAAACAUUGAGCCAAAGGAUACUAUCCCCUUCCGAAAUCCCAAUCUUGGAGUUGCCUCCGAAAGGCCAAUACCAGACGUGUUCAGUGAGGACCUUACAGCAGAUAUCCCCCCACCAGACCCUUAUGAGGUUGCGGUUGAGGUCGAAGCCCAAGUAGGGCCUCGAUCCCCCAGUCCUACUCCUUUUAAAAUAGCGGAGUCGCUGGCCUCAACUGGCCGAAAAGGUUUAAGAGGUGGAUAUAAUUCCUCAAGGCAAGGCUCAGCUCUGCAUUCUCGCUCUUCAUCCCCAUCACGGGAAAACUUGCAGUUAAGACACCGUGAGCCUAGCAGCAUUCUUAACAGGACAAACUUUGAUGGUGGAGGUUGGUCUCAAAGACAAAUGGACAGAUCAAGCCUCUCCAUACAAGGUUCUCAAGGUCGACGUUUGGAGUCAGGAACUCUGCCAAAAAACUUCAAAUCCUUUCCUUCUAUGUCCCAGUCCAGUACAGUUUCUGAUUUUAGGAAUGCCUUAAGGAAAACGGAAGCAGAUUGUUCUUUAAAGGGCACAGAUUAUGUGAAAAGGAGCUCAUCUCCUUCAAGGAGAGAAUAUACAUCGUCAUUCAAGAUGUCUCCCAAUACUGAAGUCAACACUAGUUGGACACAUCGUAUUUCCUCCCCAUCCAGAACGUAUGAUCAUAUGCAGGAGAUUCGUACUUCCUCUUCCCCUAGGAGAAAUCUGAACACCUCAAGCCAUUCCUUAGGUAGAUCUGAAUCCAACAUAUCCCUAAAUGAACGAAGUCACCAUCAACGUAGUGGUUCUCCGGUAUCUUCUAGGCCACCCAGGAGUAAAUUUAACUCGUCGAGCCAUUCCCUCCGUAAAUCUGAAUCCAUCACAUCCCUAAACGAGCGAAGUAACCAUCAACGUAGUGGUUCUCCGGUAUCUUCUAGGCCACCCGGGAGUAAUUUUAACUCGUCGAACCAUUCCCUCCGUAAAUCUGAAUCCAUCACAUCUCUAAAUGAGCGAAGUACCCAUCGACGUAGUGGUUCUCCGGUAUCUUCCACAUUGCCAAGCAGAAAUUUGAAUUCAUCGCGCCAUUCCCUGCGUAAAUCUGAAUCCACUACUUCCCUCAAUGAGCAUAGUCACCAUCAACAUAGUGGUUCCCCAGUAUCUUCUAGGCCACCAAGGACUACUUUUAACUCAUCAAGCCAUUCCCUACGUCAAUCUGAAUCCAUCACAUCCCUAAACGAGCGAAGUAACCAUCAACGUAGUGGUUCUCCGGUAUCUUCUAAGCCACCCAGGAGUAAUUUUAACUCGUCGAGCCAUUCCUUACAUCAAUCUGAAUCCAUGAUAUCCCUAAACGAGCGAAGUAACCAUCAACGUAGUGGUUCUCCAGUAUCAUUCAUGCAACCAAAAGGAAAUUUAAGGUCAACAAGCCCCUCUUUCCAUCAUAAAUCAGCCAAAUCAAUUACAUCUCUAAAUGAGCGCAGUCAUCAUAGGCGCUGUGGCUCCCCUGUAAGAGAGGGUUAUGGGAUAGAACGCCAGGCCCAGCUGCGUAACCUAGCAACUAGAAACGGACUGAUGGAUCAGGAACGUGAAGUCACUGUUUCUUCAUCUAGCCAUGAUUCUGAUAGACCAAGACAAUCCAUACUUAAAAAGACUGAGUCAAGCACUGUAAGUGGCAGUCGAUCCUGGGGCAGCCGCUCUUCCUCUCCUUCAAAAAGAGGUCAGGAAACUUUUACCCAAGGAAGACAUAACAGUGGUGGAUCAGUAAAUGGCCAUGUUCAUGAAAAGCGAAAAUCUUCAGUUUCAGGGAAAAACUUUGAUUCUACUUUUAAAUCUCAACAACAGAAGACAGAGACUGCUAGCUCCAUUAGAAGCCAUGAUAAUGAGAGUUCAUUGGCUUUGAGGGGAACCCAUUAUGCUUCUGACUAUCACUCAUCUGGAAAUAUGCGAACUGGAAGCUCAUUUAACAGCAAGUACCUACACACUAGCCGCACUCCCUCUCCUUCCAGAAAAGGUAAUAAUGACCCCCCAGGCUACUCCGUCCUUAGAAGUGCCACCAAAGGAGAUGCAAAUGGUUCUUUUGAGACAAAAAACACCAGUGGUAAAUCAAAAUAUGACUCACAUUCCUCAUCACUCUCACAGCGAGGAUCCACACAUUCCCGCCACGGCUCCUCUUUAUCUAGUGCUACUUCGCCAUCCAGAAAAUCUUUAAAUAACAACAAAGAUGCCCAUGUUACUUUAGAAACAUCCAGAUCCUCUAGCAUCAUGAGAUCUAGGAUUGGUACUUAUGGCCACGAUGAUCAACCUCUACAUGAAAAGAGGUCUUCUCAUUAUGCAAGGAGCCCCUCUCCAUCACAGCAGAUUCAAAUGCACUCAUCAUCGCAAAGCUCCAUGGAGUCCACUGAGUCGGGCCAGGUCUCUGUUGGAUCGACAGGACGGAACAGGGAGGAGUACGCUGCGAUGGCCGACCUGCCAAAAGUCAAAAUAAUCCAUCAGAGGGAAGGGCCGAGCCACGUGGGAAGGCCGCAGAGUCACCAGCCUGUUCGAAGACAGGAACUUUUUAAACCAGCCAGUCACUCCUUGAGCAGACAUCCCUCCAUAGAAUGGGAUGGUCCUGUAGACGCAGAGAGAGAUUGGCAUUAUGGGGGUGGUGGAUAUCUAUCUCGAGCUCACUCCACUACGUCACUGCAGAGAUCAGGCAGUCCCACAGCAGAUGAGGGCUGUUCGUGGAAAAGUAAUCAUCACAGAUCAGAAGAAAUGCAGCCUGACCUCUUGAACUUCAAAAAGGGAUGGAUGUCAAAGCUGGACGACUGUGGAGAGUGGAAAAAACACUGGUUUGUUUUGACUGAUGCUGGACUGAAAUAUUACAGAGACUCCAAUGCAGAAGAGAAAGAUGACCUGGAUGGAGAGAUUGAUCUGAAAUCUUGCAUGAAGGUGUCAGAGUUCGAUGUGGAGAAGAACUAUGGCUUUCAGAUACAGACACGGGAGGCUGUUUUCACGCUAUCUGCCAUGACAGCUGGGAUCAGGCGAAACUGGAUAGAGGUUUUAAAGAAGAGUAUCCGUCCCAGCAGCUCUCCUGACCUCACACAAUUACCUGACAACAACAGCGACAAAGAAAACUCCCAUAAACGGUUCUUGUCGUCUUCCCGUCGCCCAUCAUCACGCCAUGUCGACUCCCACUCAGAGGCUCCAAGCUCGGCCCAUCAAGCUGAACGAAAAAUCGACUAUGUAGAACUCUCUCCUGUUCCCGCCUCUUCUGGCCUUCUUCCAACCAGUCAGAGAGAAGCAGGGGAGGGCCAGGGGCGAGAGCACAGCCAAUGGCAGGAGGAGAAGAGCAUGAGCAGCCAGUGGGAAGCCGUUCUGUCCCGGAAGGGAACGGGUGUGGGAUCGAACCAGAGGCUACACCUGGAGGAUGAAAUCGAGAAAAGGUGGUCCGAGUUUGAACGAAUGCCUUUAAGGGACAUGAGCUCCUUAUCAUCGAUGGGAUCGAGGACCUCUAGCCCGUUGGCCAACGAGGCGCUGCAGAGGGAGGUGGCGUCACUGAGGCAACAGCUGGACCAACUGCAACAGGGGGGAGGAGGGGGGUGGGGGAAAAGCAUGCGUGUCAACUGCGGCCCUGAGGCACCCUGCAGCCGCAGCCUGGCAGCCAUGGAGCGCGCUCAUAGACAUGCCCUGGAGGAGCUGCAGAGGCAGCAUGACCGCCAGAUGAGGGAACUGGAGAAGGAGAAGGAGCGACUGCUGAUGGAGGAGACCAGGGACACGGCAAGGGUGAUGGAAGCUUUGAAGAAGAAACACAAACAAGAGCUGGAGAGAGAGGUGGAGAAGGUCAAGAGGCUGAGCAGCGGGUUAGACCCUCGGACUCUGCAAUCCCAACAACAGGCUGAAACUCAAGCCUUGCAGAAAGAGCUGGCUGGCCUCUCUGAGCACUAUUCUCAGAAGUGUCUGGAGCUCAACAGAGCUGAGCAGAGAAACGCUGAGAGAGAACAGGAAGUGGGUCAAAAAGAGAGAGACAUGGAGCAGCUGAGGAAAGAGAACCUGGAGUUAAAGGCCCGUUUGACGGACGAAAUGAGCCGAACACGAUCCAGCCUCACAGAUAAAAGCUCAGAGGACAACAAAGAAAAGUCCUGCGAACUAGAGGUUCUUCUCAGAAUGAAAAAUAACGAGAUAGAGUAUCUGCACAAGGAGAUCAGCUGCCUUAGGAAUGAGCUGCAAUUUCUAACCAGGGAAAAGCAGCUGGCCUGUGAGCGGUACGCAGAGGUGCACGGAGAGCUGAGCGGGAUGAAAGGCCGUACGGAGCGGGAGAUUCAGAGUCUAAAGGAGCACUUAAGGCUAGCAAUGGCCGCUCUGCAAGAGGGACAAAAGCUAGGGAACAGCCUGGACCACUGACGAGCCGCUGCGGCACGGCUUGGAGCACAACCAGAAUUCAAGCAGAGGAUAAUUCUGAGUCUCUUUAGAGAUUUUGGAAAAAAACAGGUGUCAUUUAAAAUAUUUCAGGCUUUUCUUUGUUCCCAGAGCUUUGCUCUCCAGGCUGCUGGCGACUGGACUGUACAGGAACUUUCCAGCUUUGUCUGAACUGUAACGUGUCUUUCAACCAAAUUCCCAAGAAUUGGUCGGUUUCAUUACACUGGGCCUCAUGUUGUAUGAUCAUGUGCACAUUUCACUUUCUGUUUCGCUUUUGAAAGUUCAAGCUUGUAGCGACUCGCAUUUGGUCUUAAAACUGGAAUAUCCACUUUUUUUUUUUUUUUUUUACUGGCCCCUGCCAGUAGUUUAUUGACUAAGCUUUAUCUUUAGAUACAUUCUGUUAUGUUUGUCUCAUUGCUCAGCUUUUUCUGUUGGCUUUAUCAAAAUGGCACACUUUCUUCAGAAAUGGGAGCUUUGUAUUUGUUUUUUUAUUCCAUCUGCAAUUAUUAUUAUUAUUUUUUUUUUUUAUCAUGGAAAAUUCAUUGGGAUUCUGACAUGACUAAGCUGCAUGAGUUGUACUUCCUCGCAGACUUGAUGGGUGAUUUGGAUCUGAUUGUUAAACAGAUUCAGGCCUUUCUGGUUUUCCAUUGACUGUAAACGCUGUUGUAUGAUUGUUUCCCUUCAUAAGGUCCAUGUAUUGUUAAGCCACUGAGGAAAAUCCCUCAGGCUUCUUGAUUUCAAGGAUCAUUUAUGGGCAUAUUCUGCUAUGUGCCACCAUCACAACAAAGGGCAGGUGUUGCAUUAAUGAGCCAUUUUAAAAAUAUAUAUUUUUCUUAUUGAAAAGAGCGAUUGUGAAAAAGAGUAACUACCUACUUUUUGGAAGCAUUUUCAUAUUUAAAGCCUCUAGAGUCUGUAAAUUAUGCUCAUUUUUGCGAUCAAUAAAGCUACUUCAUUACAAAA